Messenger RNA from Purpureocillium lilacinum, 1791 nucleotides. RefSeq lists its product as uncharacterized. The record is from RefSeq and is a predicted model, not a curated record. Lineage: Eukaryota; Fungi; Ascomycota; Sordariomycetes; Hypocreales; Ophiocordycipitaceae.
AUGGCGUCCCAGCUGGCUAGACUGACGUUGGUCACCUACGGUGCCUAUGUGGUCUCCGCGCAGCCAAGUCAGCUAUCGCUUGAUCCUAUCCUGGCUACCACCCUGACCAAGGCGGAGGUGUGGGAGGUCAUGAUCGGCCAAGAUCCCAGAGCCGAAGGCCUUCUAGAAUAUUGCCAAGCAAUCAAUAUCGUGGACAGAGAAGCCUGCAGACAAAAGUUGUUCGACACGCCCCCGGGACUGUGCAAAAACAGCGAUGGCCCUGGCUUCAUAAACUGCGACGAGCUUUUCGAUCCGACUUCGACCAACGUGUCGCCGCCUCAAUCCGCCGUCGCCUUGGAAGCAGCAGCCAUAUGUCUAGAAAGAAACAAACUGUCUGGAAGCAAAGCAUUGACGAAGAUGUUCGAGCUGAACAUGUUUGAGAUGGCUCAGACUGCUAGCUUCAAGAACACGAGACCCGUGCCAUAUGGCAUGGUUCAAGACGCGAGUGGCCAAUGGGCGGAGUAUAAAUACAGCAUAGAAGAGCGCAUCAAGGCUGCGGAGGAGGUCAGGAAGCAAUGGGAAGCCAUGUCCAACUGGGCGUUCGACUUUGGCGGGUUGGGAGCUGGCGCUGCAGCAGCAAAGUCUGGGGCUUGGCCAAGCGCCGCUGCCGCCGCUGCGGUUACAGCCGGAAAGUACCUGACGGGCGAACUUGCCUACUGGACAGGAUAUGGUCAUCCCGAGAUCAUAGGCCAGAGACCAUGGAAGUGCCCCAGCGAGGGUACGCACUGUUUUGACCAAGAUGGCAAUAAGACCCCAAAGGAGACCUUCAACAAGCCGCCCCCGACUCAGGGUUCCGAUCACGGCGGUGGUGACGAUGGAGAGACAGGAAAGAAUACAGAUGACGAUAACGCGGACUCAGAAGAUGACACUGAGGAUACAGAGGACGACAAUGAGGAUGAUGAAACAGGAGAUGGAGAUACCGACACCGCGGAAGACGAAGGGGACGACGACAAAGACGACGAGAUUUCAACACCUGCGAACCUUGAUGGCGCAGAGAAGACGCAUCUAGAACAGUGUGCAGAGCAAGAAGAGCUGAAGAUAUGGCACCAAAUCGGCUCCACCACUGUCGAUGCAGACAAGCCAACAGAAGACGAAAGACAAGCAGCAGCUGAGGCCCUACUAGCUACGGGUAUAUGCGACGCGACGUACUACGGAGUCGAGAAAUGCAAGGCUUGGGAGGAUGAACUUCACAAGCACAGACUCCCUCCUGAGUUCCCCGGCAAGGAUCAGAAACAGGCGGAAGCCGAGCAACUUUUGGCCGCGGGAAUAUGCGACACGGGGUUCUACGGAUACGAAUUUUGUCAGAAAUGGGAGAACGAGAUGGAUUCGACGCCGGCCAGCAAUCCAGGAGACCUCCCACCGAUUCAGAACAUUGUCCCGAUCUGCUCCGGCAACGUGCUCGCCCCAGAAGGUUGCGAGCUCUUGAGACUGGAGUUCCAUGCACACUUUGUGACCUCGAAGGACGCGGCAGCAGCUGUGGAUAAGCUUUUUACCCCGAGCGCGCCAGUCAAGGGACGACUGCCCACUGUUGGUCAAAUUAUCCUGGGGCAGCGUGAGCGAGAAUUGGACUCUCGGAGACUGAUGAUGCGGGGGGGCAUGCCGAUACCCAAAAGAAGGCUGGAUCUUUAUCGAAAGGCCACCAAUGGAACAACCGAUGUGCGAAGGAGAUUUGGUGCAGGACUUGGAAGCCGGAAUCCGAAUCGCGCACGUAAAGCCCCCAAGCCAAAGUAUAGGAGCCACGAUGAGCUGUAG